Molecule: messenger RNA, 1742 nt
Organism: Misgurnus anguillicaudatus (oriental weatherfish)
Lineage: Eukaryota; Metazoa; Chordata; Actinopteri; Cypriniformes; Cobitidae
Gene: cib3
Product: calcium and integrin binding family member 3
Biological process (GO): calcium ion homeostasis
Molecular function (GO): calcium ion binding; magnesium ion binding
Source: RefSeq, a predicted model, not a curated record
ACUGUUUUUUCUCUAGCCAUGUGAGAAUAAUGGGAAACCCAAAAGUUAAAUUAUAUAAACAUUGUGGUUUGAUACCAGUCGCUUAUAAGAAAACGUGGCUUUUAUUGUACUUUGUUACAUGCAAUGUUUGUUUAAAUGUUUUGCUAAUGGACCUUGAAUCUGGAAAUAAUGACAAUUUAUGUGGUAAGUGUCACAAAAAUAAUGUCACUGUUAAUUAAAUAAAAAUGUUAAUGUUACUCAAAGAUGCAUGCACACAUUCUGUAAAUAACACAAAAUUGUGGUAAUACCGAGUAUAAAGUAAAGCUUUAUAAUACAAUAAACAGCAUAUUUUCUCCUCUACUAGUAUAUGAAGACAUCAGUAAUCUGACUCUUGGGUGAGAUGUGACCCCCCAGUCUCCACUUGCACUCCCCCUGACCGACAGGCUGCAUUCACAUCCAAAAGAGACGGCCAUUCAUGCCAGUAAAAUGAUGAAAUGCUGCCAUUAUAACGGAGAACUAAAGGCUCAGAGCGGCUGAUACCUGAUCUGCAUGUCUCGCUGUUGCCUUUUGUGCCAGUAUUUCAUAUUUGAGUUAUCCACUGGCACACGGCUGGAGUUUAGGGUGAGUUUGCCAUGGCACUGAGAAGAUGGGCAACAAGCAGACCAUCUUUACAUCUCAGCAACUGGACGCAUAUCAGGACUGCACUUAUUUCACCAGAAAAGAAAUUUUGAGACUGUUUCAUCGGUAUCGUGAUUUAGCUCCACAACUCGUACCGAUGGACUACACCGACCAGCCAGACGUACGGCUGCCGUAUGAGCUGAUUGGCAGCAUGCCUGAGCUGAAGGAUAACCCAUUUCGGAAGAGGAUCGCUGAGGUCUUCUCAGAGGAUGGAGAGGGCAACAUGACAUUAGAUGAUUUCCUGGAUAUGUUUUCUGUUUUAAGUGAAAUGGCUCCACGGGACCUGAAGGCCUACUAUGCUUUUAAGAUUUACGACUUCAACAACGAUGACUUCAUCUGUAAAUCAGAUCUAGAGAAGACUUUAAAUAAACUGACUCGCAAUGAACUGACAGAGGACGAGGUGAGAAUGGUGUGUGAGAAGGUCAUUGAUGAGGCUGAUCUGGAUAAUGAUGGCCGGUUGUCACUGGAGGACUUCCAGAAUAUGAUCGUCAGAGCUCCUGACUUCCUCAGCACGUUUCAUAUCAGGAUAUGAUGUGUCUUGUGUAAGGUAUCCCAGGCCUGAGCAACAAGAAUGAAGUUUUACCCACAUUUGCCAAAUCAUUUAAAUUAUUCCACCACAAAUCCAUAUCUCAAGAUGAAGAAUUCACCCAUUAAAAGUAAUCACAAAUGCAUAUUUUAUAAGAUUCUCAUUUUAAUAAAUCAAAAGUACAGAUAUCUACAAAAAGUGUAGAUCAGUUUUUCAAUGUUUUUAGAAAGUACAGUACAAUUUAAGUAGAUCUCUCUUUUUAGAGUUAUUUACAAUUGUUUUUCUUUUUUUAUUACCAAAAUGUAAUUUUACCAUCUCCCCAGUUACCUCACAAUUAAACACAUGGUAAUAUAAAAGACUCUGUAAAUGAUACGAAUGACAGCGAUCUGAAAUCAUGAAAUAUAAGAGAGACAAACUAAACUGAAGACAAUGAGCUCUGAUAGCAGCACACAACACUGCUUAGAGAAACACUAUACAACUGCAAAGCUGUUAACAGAAAGUGGUACCUGUUUGCUAAUGUUUUCUUCCUUAUCUGCAAAUCAAAUAAAAAUGUUUCGCA